Messenger RNA from Trifolium pratense (red clover), 2028 nucleotides. RefSeq names its product cytochrome P450 736A117-like. The coding region runs from base 190 to 1746 and encodes 518 amino acids. The transcript has 2 exons. Gene Ontology annotation, molecular function: oxidoreductase activity, acting on paired donors, with incorporation or reduction of molecular oxygen; heme binding; iron ion binding. Lineage: Eukaryota; Viridiplantae; Streptophyta; Magnoliopsida; Fabales; Fabaceae. The record is from RefSeq and is a predicted model, not a curated record.
AAUUUUUGGGACAAUCAUUAGACACAAAUCAUUAUACAGAAAUACAGUUUUUCAAUAUCCUUUAUUAAUUCAUUUAUCUUAACUUAAUCACUCAGUCACCAUUAUAUAAAGAGGACCAUAUCAGAAGAAGAACCAACAACAAACAUCAAAACACCAAGUGAUAUAUUAGAGAAAAGCUUAAUUAAUCCCAUGUCAACCUUUCUACAAACUUCUUUUUUAGAGAAAAACUUCUACUCAUUAUUCCCUAUGCUUUUUGUCACUAUCUUUCUACUAGUACUUUCUCUUUUCUUCUUCAUCAAAUGGUUUUUCAACAAUUCUUCUGUCACACAAAAAAACUCACCACCUUCACCUCCAAGAUUGCCUAUACUUGGUAAUCUCCAUCAACUUAGCUUAUUCCCUCACCGAUCACUCCAAAAUUUUGCUCAAAAAUAUGGACCUCUAAUGCUUCUUUAUUUUGGAAAGGUUCCAGUCAUUGUAGUUUCCUCUGCUGAUGCAGCUAGUAAAGUAUUGAAAACUCAUGACUCGGUCUGUUGUGAUAGGCCACAUCGUAAAAUCUUCGAUAUCCUUUUCUACUGUUCCAAAGAUGUGGCAAGUUGUGGAUAUGGUGAGUAUUGGAAACAGGUAAGGAGUCUCAGUGUGAUAAACCUUUUGAGUAACAAAAGAGUUGAAUCUUAUCGUUGUAUUAGAGAGGAAGAAACUGCAAAAGUGAUGCAAAGCAUCAUUCAACAGAAGAAUACUUCUGUGAAUUUAUCAGAGGUGUGCUCUACAAUUACUAAUGAUAUAACAUGCAGGGUGGUUCUAGGAAAAAGAUACCGUGAGGAAGGCGGAGUGUUGCCGGAGCUAAUGUUGGAGUUUGGAGAGUUAUUGAUUAUUUUCUUUAUAGGAGAUUAUAUACCUUGGCUUAGUUGGUUGGGUAAGUUUAAUGGUUUUUAUAGCAAGGCGGAAAAAGUGGCCAAACAUUUGGAUGAAUUUUUUGACAAAGUUAUUGAGGAGCACAUCAGUGGUAGUAGAUUUGAUGGCCAUGUUGGUGAAGAUAACAGUGAUUUUGUGGACGUUUUGCUUUCAGUUCAAAAGAGCAAUGAUACUGGCUUCUCAUUGGAUAAAACUGCAAUUAAGGGUUUGUUACUGGACAUGUUUGCUGCUGGAACUGAUACUACCUACACAGUCCUAGAAUGGGCAUUGUCAGAACUACUAAGACAUCAAACUGUGAUGCAUAAAUUGCAAGAUGAGGUCAGAACUGUGGUUGGUAACAGAACUCAUGUAACUGAGGAGGAUUUGGUUAACAUGAACUACUUAAAGGCUGUGAUCAAAGAAACUCUUCGCCUGCAUAUCCCGGUACCCUUAUUAGUCCCUCGGAGAACUAUGGAAGAUAUCAAAUUAGAUGGCUAUGACAUAGCAGCUGGUUCACAUGUGAUAGUGAAUGCUUGGGCAAUUGCAAGAGACUCUUCAAUUUGGGAGAAACCUCUAGAGUUUAAACCAGAAAGGUUCAUGAAUAGUUCAAUAGAUUAUAAAGGAUUGGAUUUUGAACUUAUACCAUUUGGAGCAGGAAGGAGAGGUUGUCCUGGAGUGACUUUUGCUAUUUCUAUCAAUGAAUUGGUUUUAGCAAACCUUGUUAACCAAUUUGAUUGGAAAUUGCCUGAUGGAGUAGAAGGAAAGGAUUUGGACAUGUCUGAAACUAAUGGCCUUACUUGUCGUCGAAAAUAUCCUCUAAUUGCAGUUGCUACCAAAUAUGACAGAAAUGAAUAAACAGUUAAAAUAGCAAGAAUAUCAUUAUUAAAAAGAGGGAACUUUGUUUGAAGGCAUUGUUUGAAAGUAUGUUUUAAUAUUUAUGUGUUAUUGUUAUUAAUAACUGUGAUUGAACAAUGUAUAUUGAUGUUUAGUUUGAGUACUUAAGACAUCAAUUAGUCAUUAAAAUUGUAAGGUGUCAAUCAAUUUAGUUGUAUUAACUAUUAAGUGAAGUGAAAGGUUUCAAUCCUUGUAAUUCCAAGUAAUUCAGAAGUUACAAUGAUGUUUUACUUUGCAUACUCA